Rhagoletis zephyria (snowberry fruit fly) is the source of this 5029-nucleotide messenger RNA. RefSeq names its product Engulfment ABC Transporter in the ovary (gene Eato). Gene Ontology annotation, biological process: lipid transport; transmembrane transport. Lineage: Eukaryota; Metazoa; Arthropoda; Insecta; Diptera; Tephritidae. Gene Ontology annotation, cellular component: membrane; intracellular membrane-bounded organelle. The record is from RefSeq and is a predicted model, not a curated record. Gene Ontology annotation, molecular function: ABC-type transporter activity; ATP binding; ATP hydrolysis activity.
GUGCCAGUACUAUUCGUAAUGUCGCGCAUCGCUAGGUAAAACUUUGCCCCAAGAAAACGUAAAUUGAAAUUGUUUGCCGUUUGAAUCCUACAGUAAAAUGAGUGAGGGCAUACGUCUUUACCGGAUCUUCCUGUGGAAAAAUUGGAGACAAAUUCGAUACUCGUGGAUAUCAAUGUUUCUAAUAUUUUUCGGAUGCACUGGAAUUCUCCUUAUUUAUUUGUAUUCAACAAACAAGAUGUUGACGACACCCCAAACAACAUACGAUAGACGAGGCUCUUAUCAUCUCAAGGGGGAAUUUCCAACUAAUGAUGUUGACCGGAUUUUCUAUGCUCCAUUCAUACCUCAGACGGAUUUACUUAUGGAAGCUGUACGCCAAGAACUUCAGUAUCCACCCGACGGGAUACAAUUCUUUGACAAUUCAACUGAAAUGAUUAGAGCAAUGGAGCGUGGCUGCAAAGGGAAUUGUUAUGCUAUAAAUUUCCUUCAUUAUCCGAAGAACGUGGCACAAGAAAAACUAAAAUAUUCAAUAAGCUCGACGACUAUAAAAAUAUCUCCUAAGAAGCGUUAUGUUAAUGAUGAAGAGGUUGCCGGAAUUAAAGACGAUGAUGACUAUAUUCGAUCGGGUUUUAUUACAUUGCAACACUUAAUCGAUAAGGCAUUCAUAACAAUUCAUAACCCGGGCACCACCAUUAACUUCGACUUCGAAAUCGCUUCGAUGCCUAUGAUUGCACAAGAGACAAUAGAUUCACAACGUAUUAUUUGGUUUGGUUCAUUGUACUCAAUUCUAUUCAAUGUUUUAUUGCUCAGCACGUUCCUUGUACCCCUCGUGGAAGAAAAACAAAACGGAAUUAAGGAAUUCUUAGCCAUAGCAACACCCAUGAAUUUUUUAAAUGGUUUUGGUUUUUUCGUGAUUAGAUUAUUGCUGUAUGCACUAUUUACAACAGUCGUCCUUAUCGCCGGUGGGAUUUAUCAGGCUUUCAGUGUGACUGUCCCAAUCGGAUACAUAAUUAUGCUUUUUACUCUAUAUAUCCUUUCAGCCAUGUCUUACACGUAUUUAAUAACUGUAUUUUUCCACUCAGUAUUUCAUGCUAAAGUCGGCGGACUCUUACUGCUGGUUAUGCCGUACAUUUUGUAUUUUUCAAAAGGAGGAGUUUCAACUCUAGCAAAUAUUUUUAGCACAAAAACUUUCAUGGAGGGCAUUAAAAAUUUUCAAAUUUUCACUAACAAAUAUCGCGAAGUUAAUCAAAAAGUGCUUCAUAUAUACAUAACGGAAUCAUCAUUCACAGUAAUGACGGUUUAUAGCAUUUUAAUUGGCCAGUGCUUAAUUUAUGCUUUACUAUAUAACUACUUGUCGUAUAUUUUUCCUGGACCAGGAAGUUUGAAAAAAUCAUACCUCUUUCCCAUCAUGUCACUGUGGAAGAGAAAUAAACCUAGCACCGAGUAUACGACUAGUAAAAUCGGAACAAAUGCUAUAAUAAUUCAAGAUCUUAAAAAAGUGUUUAAAAACCCAAGGCGGAUAAUAUCUGACGGUUUGAAUAUGGCGAUUAAGAACAAACAAAUAACUGUCCUUCUUGGGCAUAACGGAGUAGGCAAAACUACGACUCUGAACAUGAUAAUGGGUUCCGAAUUGCAAGAUUCCGGAAAGAUAACGGUUUGUGGUGACAUCGAAGUUAAAUCGUAUCGUCAUUUGAUUGGAUAUUGUCCACAACAUAGCGUUUUUAUGCCGUACAUGACUUGUGCUGAACAUUUAAAUUUUUUUGCUCAGAUGCGAGGCAUGUCGGAGAAAGAAGCUCACAAACUUACCGCUGAAUUAUUAAUAAGGCUUAACUUACAAGACAAGGAAAAUGACUUCGGCAACUGCCUGUCAGGUGGUAUGAAACGCAGAUUGUCGUUGGGAAUUGCGAUUGCUGGUAACACAAAAGUCGUAAUUUUAGAUGAGCCAUCUUCUGGUCUAGACAUUGAGUCACGCCGUGAGCUAUGGGACAUAUUGCUAAAAUUGCGGAAAACAAAAGCUGUGUUAAUUACUACCCACCACAUGGAGGAAGCAGAAGUUUUAGGUGAUACGCUUGCUAUAUUAGCUAAUGGGCGUGUGCAUUGCUCCGGUUCACCAUUAGAAUUAAAACUAAAAAUUGGGCGAGGAUACGUGCUGAAGCUCUGUAUAAAUAAUUACCAAAUGGAACAAGAGAUAUUGCAAAUAGUACAACAGAACGUACCAGCAUCAAAAAUUUUGACUAUAGUACCGCCUGCAAUGCACAUAAGUUUACCGUACGAAAAUAAGAGUGAAUAUAGUCGUGUGCUUCAGAAAUUGGAACGACGACAGGUUGAACUUGGCAUUAAUUCAAUUUCCAUAUCUGAUGCUUCGCUGGAGGAUGUGUUUUUGAACUGCUUGUCCGAAAUCGAUGUUGUGGACGGUAUAAGUAUGGAUAAAGAGGCACCUUCGUAUAAUCCCAUUACAACUCGGGGGCCCUCCGUAGGUUGGAAGGAACAGAUGGAAGCAAUUUUUUAUAAAAAAAUUAUAUUUAUCAAGAACCAAUGGAUCUAUACAUUAGUAAUGGUGUCACUUCCAAUACUAAGUCUUGUGAUUGCACUGGCCCUAAUGCAUUCCAUGUCGCUGGUCACGAAUGAAGACAAGUUAACACUAAAUCUGCGCCAUAUUCAGCAAGGGAUUAUAUUUGUUGAUGGCUCCAAUACCGACAUCGUAAAUAUGUUAAAAACAGAAAUUGAGAAAUAUGACGGCAUCCGGAUAGAACAUCUCACUAACGAAAGAGGCGAUAACAUAACAGACCUGUUGAUAGAUCUGCAAUAUGAAAAUUUGGCAUAUUUUUUGGAAAAUUACAUCGGUGUUAUUCAAAUGACCAAUAAUGAAAAUGGAAACUUGAACUUCAAUAUUUAUUUUUCGGGUAACAUAUACCACAGUUCGGUAAUUUUGAUGAAUUUAGUUGAUGAUACUAUUGCGCAAUGGAAAAUGGGCGAAUCAGGAGGCAUCGAAACAACGUAUACACCAAUUAGAAGAUACCUUACGGAUGUAAGCCCGACGCGUUUAGAAUACUUCGCCGUAAUAAUGCCUAUUGGGCUGUUCUUUAGCAUAUUUUUUUAUGUGGCAUUACCUUUUCAUGAGAAUGCAAGUGGUUUCAAGGAAUUGCAAGCUAUACCGCGAGCACUCUUCUGGGCUUCAAAUUUUGCUUUUGACGCUAUGCUGCACUUUACCGUCUGCCUGCUUCUGUUCCUAUUGCAAGUAGCGCUGAUGCCGACUGAAUUGUAUAAUUUAUCCGAGCAAUUUGUCAUUAAUGCGUCUAUAUUUUUCUAUGGGUGCAGUUAUCUACCAAUUUUAUAUAGUUUGGCAAAUACCUUCCGUUCGAUAUCUACCAUUUCGACGUAUAUGCUCUUCAUGCUUAUUGUAUCAGCCAUCAUACCGCUUAUAACAUCUGGUAAUAUACGUGCUAUGGAAUAUCAUGAAGGUAAAAUAUUUAUACUGCUGCUGCUGCCAGAUUUCAACUUAAAUCACCAAUUACGGAUCAUUAAUGAACGAUUCUUGCUCACCCGCCGGAAUGAACUCACAUCUACAUCUGGGUUGCCCACAGUGCUCAGUGUCAAUACUUUCUUUUUUGAAGCCGUUAUAGUUUCAUUUAUUGUUAUGACGAUCUUUGUGGGCUUACUGGAAAAUAAAUAUAAAUGUGAACAAGUCAAACGACUCUUUAAAUGCUAUCGAUGUCGACAGAUUACUGUGAACAACACCGCAAGCAUCGACGUUAAAGAAGAACUAAUAACAAUUGAGAAAACGACGAUUGCUGAGAUUUUGAAUGAAAACACAGAAAACAAUUACCCUUUAAUCGUUCAUGAUUUAUACAAAUUCUAUGAUGAUAAAGUUGCAGUAUGUGGCCUGAAUUUCGUGGUAAAAAAACAGGAGUGCUUCGCUUUACUGGGCGUCAACGGGGCGGGUAAAACUUCAACCUUUCAGAUGAUCACUGCAAAUAUGACCAUUACGGGAGGCACCAUAAAAAUUUAUGGCGUCGAUAUUAUAGGGAAUGAGUCAAAAUAUCGUCAUCACUUUGGUUAUUGCCCACAAACCGAUUGUUUAAACGAAUUUAUGACAGCAUAUCAAAUUUUAUACUACAUGGCGAAGUUACGUGGCAUAUCUGAUUCGUCAAGAGCAAAUGAUGAAGUCUUGUAUUGGCUGCAGCAGUUAGAUCUUAGAAAGUACAAAGACGUGGAUGUGCGCCAUUAUUCCGGCGGAACUAAGCGCAAAUUAAACGCUGCAAUGGCAAUGAUUGGAAGUCCUUCACUAGUAUUGUUGGAUGAACCAACCACAGGAGUGGACCCAGAAUCCCGCCGAUUUCUGUGGAAAUGUAUAAAGGACUAUCAAAACCGUGAAAAAACUGUUGUACUUACCUCUCACAGCAUGGACGAAUGUGAGCAGCUAUGCAAUAGAUUGGCGAUAAUGACAGGUGGAAAAUUUAAAUGCUCAGGAUAUGUACCUGACUUAAAGAAACGGUUUGGGACUGGCUUUACAAUUAAAUUGAAAUUAAAGUCUGAAGAAGAUUAUGUGGUAAAUGACGUUACAGAAGCAUUGUGUAAAAUAUUCGAUGAUUGCCAGUUGAGAGAGAACCACGCUGGUAUGGUUACAUAUUUUAUAAAGACUAUUGAUGACCUUAAAUGGUCUGAAGUUUUCACAAGCAUGGAAGCCUUCAGUAGGGAGUGGACGCAUUUUGUUGAAAACUAUUCAGUAAACGAGACAACACUGGAGGAUAUAUUUUUAAAAUUCGAAAACAGCCAAAGAAGGGCAAGUGCUCAGCAAUUACGUCAUUCAAAUGAGAUUGAACCCUAAAUAGUUUAAAUUACUGGGUGUGACUUCUUUAUCUCACUCUAUUUCUCUCGGGUUUAAUGCCCUUCAUAAUUAUCACCGUAUUAUCAUUUUUAAGAGCAAAUAUUCUUUUCGAAAGCAAGUGAUAUGAUGAAAUGUUAUACAUACAUAUACAUAUCGUCGAUGUUUUUGCAAAACCGCCCAUCGACCAGUUGCAAAACCGCCUAA